CUGCACAGAGAGGACGACUCACUGGCCCAUGCCGCAAAAGAGAAAGCCGAUCUGUUGUGCUCUCUUUUUGCGUCUAACUCGACUCUAGAUGACGGGGGGAACACACCGCCGACCAUCCCGCGAUGUGAGUGCUCCAUGCCGGAUGUGCGAUUUACACAGAGCUCGGUUCGCAAAGCACUCUUCUCCCUGGACGUCAGCAAGUCGAGUGGGCCCGAUGGAGUCCGUCCCAUUGUGCUGAAGACGUGUGCUCCGGAGUUGGUACCAGUUUUAACGCGUCUUUUCCGGUACUCCUACUCCCAAGGCGUAGUUCCGAAUUCAUGGAAGACAGCUUUGUUCCACCCGAUCCCUAAAAAAGGCGACCGCUCAGACCCGUCCAACUACAGGCCUAUCGCUAUCACCUCCUUGUUCUCCAAAAUAAUGGAAUCCAUUAUAAACUGCCAGCUCAUGAGGUACCUUGAAGAUCACCAGCUGAUCAGUGACUGUCAGUACGGUUUUCGUCGGGGUCGAUCAGCGGGUGAUCUUCUAGUUUACUUAACUCAUAGAUGGGCGGAGGCAGUAGAGUCCAAGGGGGAGGUAUUGGCCGUUAGUUUGGACAUAGCGAAGGCCUUCGAUCGGGUCUGGCACAAGGCGCUUCUUUCGAAGCUUCCUUCCUAUGGGCUUCCCGAGAAAUUGUGCAAAUGGAUCACCAGUUUCCUUGCUGAUCGGAGCAUCAAGGUCGUAGUAGACGGUGCAUGCUCUGAUUACAAGCCUAUCAACGCUGGAGUUCCACAAGGCUGCGUGCUAUCACCAACGCUGUUUCUCCUGCAUAUCAAUGAUAUGUUGCUAACUGGUAGCAUUCAUUGCUAUGCAGACGACAGCACUGGGGAUGCCUUAUAUACCGGCCGUGCCAAUAUUUCUCGGGAAAACGUCGCCGAGUACCGGGACAAACUUGUGUCUGAAGUCGAGUCUUUGCUUAACAAAGUCUCGGAUUGGGGCCGACUAAAUCUAUUGCAGUUCAAUCCACAGAAGACACAAGUUUGCGCGUUUACCUUUAAAGGAACCCGUUUGUCGGUUGAAAAUUUCUUCAGACUGAAAACAGACAUUUUGAGAUUAGUUCCCGGCAAAUAUAGUUUAUCGAAAUCUUAUAUUAAAUAA
Molecule: messenger RNA, 1134 nt
Organism: Parnassius mnemosyne (clouded apollo)
Lineage: Eukaryota; Metazoa; Arthropoda; Insecta; Lepidoptera; Papilionidae
Source: the annotation of a GenBank genome assembly